CGUCUCCCUCUUCAUUCUCCUCCUCGUCUUCAUCGCAGACAUGCUCCUCUCCUCUCUCCUCUCCUUCGUCUCCUUCCCUCCAUCCUUCUUCCUCCUCUUCCUUAGUGGAGCACUUGUAUUCCUCCUCAUCACUCGCCGCUGCAUCUCUGGACCCGGACCUCCGUCCUCCAUCCCCUGCCUGCCGAGGCUCCCCGUCCUGGGCAGCCUCCCCUGGCUGGGAGGAGGACUCCCCCCUCACCUGCUCUUCAGCAAGCUGGCCCACAGGUACGGCUCUCUGUUCGCUCUCUACCUGGGUCCUCACUACACUGUGGUGGUCAACAACCAUCAACACGCCAGAGAGGUCCUGCUGCAGAGAGGGAGGGACUUCGCAGGGCGACCGAGCAUGGUGACCACUGACCUGCUGACCCGGGGAGGUAAAGACAUCGCCUUCUCAGACUACUCUCCUCUGUGGAAGACUCACCGCCGCCUCGUCCACAACUCCUUCACUCUGUUCGGGGAGGGGACGAGCCGCCUGCAGGACAUGGUUCUGUCCUCAGUGGACGCUCUCUGUGCGGAGCUGCUGUCCGGUGGCGGCCGGGGCUUUGACCCGUCUCCGGCGAUCGCCAGAGCCGUCACCAACGUGGUCUGCAUGCUGGUGUUCAGCGCUACAUAUCGCCAUGGUGACGCUGAGCUGCAGGAAGUGAUCCGGUACAACGACGGCAUCGUGCAGACCAUUACCAGAGGAGGACUCGUGGACAUUUACCCCUGGAUGAAGGUCUUUCCUAACGAGUGUCUGAGUAAACUGAAGGAGUGUAUCACCAUCAGAGACCGGCUGCUGACCCGAAAACUGGACGAGCACAAGGCGUCACUGAGUGACGGUGACCCCCGUGACCUCCUGGACGCCUUACUAAAAGGCAAGAUGGACGCCGGGCGGGGUCAAAGGUCACCUGGAUCUGAGGAGGAGAGGAUAACAGACGAUCACGUCGUGAUGAUAGCGGCCGAGGCUUUUGGAGCCGGAGUGGAGACGACGUCCACCACGCUGCUGUGGAUCCUGGCCUACCUGCUGCACCACCCAGAGGUCCAGGAGCGCGUGCAGAAGGAGCUGGACGAGCAGGUGGGCAGUGAACGGCCGGUGUGUAUGUCGGACCGCGGACGACUACCCUACCUGGACUGUGUUAUCAACGAGGGCAUGAGGAUCCGACCAGUGAGCCCAGUUCUGAUCCCGCACACCGCCAUGACUGACAGCAGGUACGUGGGUCCGACCAUCACAUGUAACUGA
This is a messenger RNA of Notolabrus celidotus (New Zealand spotty), 1258 nucleotides long. Its product is annotated as steroid 17-alpha-hydroxylase/17,20 lyase. The record is from RefSeq and is a predicted model, not a curated record. Bases 41 to 1258 code for a protein of 405 amino acids. Gene Ontology annotation, molecular function: heme binding; steroid 17-alpha-monooxygenase activity; iron ion binding. The transcript is spliced from 8 exons. Lineage: Eukaryota; Metazoa; Chordata; Actinopteri; Labriformes; Labridae. Gene Ontology annotation, biological process: hormone biosynthetic process; progesterone metabolic process.